AUGUCGUCUAUGACAUUUGGUCAAAAAUCUUUUCAACCAACACCUCCAGAUAAAGGCAGUUUUCCUUUAGAUCACGAAGGUUUGUGUAAAAAAUCGAUGAUAAGUUAUAUGAAAUGUUUAUUUAUUAAUAAGAACGAUAAUUCAGCUUGUCGCAAAGAAGCUAAAGAAUAUUUGAGUUGUCGUAUGGACAACAAUCUUAUGGCCAAAGAAGAGUGGACGAAAUUAGGUUUUACAACUGAAGACGUUUCUAAUAAACAAUAAAAAUGGUUAAUAUACUUAUCGGAUGUACUGGAAGUGUUGCUACUAUCAAGUUACCGUCGAUAAUACAACAAAUUAUAGCUUCAAAUAUUGCUUCUAGUUCUGAAAUAAGAGUAUGUUUGACAGAAUCUUCCAAACAUUUUUUAAAAAAUGAAAAUUUAGAUGAUACUAAUGUUUAUGUGGACUCAGACGAAUGGGAGGCUUGGACUAAUAGGGGUGAUCCAGUACUACAUAUCGAACUUGCAAAAUGGGCUGACUUAUUGAUAAUUGCUCCAUUAGAUGCAAAUACUUUAGCAAAAA
This is a messenger RNA of Diorhabda carinulata, 558 nucleotides long. Its product is annotated as cytochrome c oxidase assembly protein COX19. The record is from RefSeq and is a predicted model, not a curated record. NCBI's taxonomy places the organism in Eukaryota, Metazoa, Arthropoda, Insecta, Coleoptera, Chrysomelidae. The transcript has 2 exons. Gene Ontology annotation, biological process: mitochondrial respiratory chain complex IV assembly. Gene Ontology annotation, cellular component: mitochondrial intermembrane space. The coding region runs from base 1 to 261 and encodes 86 amino acids.